GCAGCGGAAGAGGAAAUGGCUUUUCCUAAUCAGCUCUGCAUUCGCCGCUGGACUACCAAGCAUGUAGCUGUUUGGCUGAAGGAUGAAGGCUUUUUUGAGUAUGUGGACAUUUUAUGCAAUAAGCACCGACUUGAUGGAAUCACAUUGCUAACGUUGACUGAAUAUGAUCUCCGGUCUCCUCCUCUGGAAAUCAAAGUCUUAGGGGACAUUAAAAGGUUAAUGCUGUCAGUCCGAAAAUUGCAGAAAAUACAUAUUGAUGUUUUAGAAGAGAUGGGAUACAACAGUGACAGUCCCAUGAGUUCCAUGAGCCCUUUCAUUAGUGCUCUUCAGAAUGCAGAGUGGCUCUGUAAUGGGGAACCUUCACACGACUGUGACGGACCCAUCACUGAUUUGAAUUCUGAUCAAUACCAGUAUGUGAAUGGUAAAAACAAACAUUCUAUUCGAAGAUUGGACCCAGAGUAUUGGAAGACCAUAUUGAGUUGUAUAUAUGUUUUUAUAGUGUUCGGAUUUACAUCUUUCAUAAUGGUUAUAGUCCACGAGCGAGUGCCUGACAUGCAGACCUAUCCACCACUCCCGGAUAUAUUCUUAGACAGCGUUCCUAGAAUUCCAUGGGCCUUUGCCAUGACAGAAGUAUGUGGCAUGAUUCUGUGCUAUAUUUGGCUCCUGGUUCUUCUUCUUCACAAGCACAGAUCACCUGCUGUGGGAGAAGCCAGGGGCCAUGUCAUGAGGAUGCUCAAGCAGCUGCCCUAUGGAAAAAGCCAUAUGAUCACCUCUCCUCGCGGCCUCGCCAUGGCGACCUCCGGACAGACCUGCCCGCGGCCAAUGUGUAUUCCUCCAUCAUAUGCUGACCUUGGCAAAGCUGCCAGAGAUAUAUUCAACAAAGGAUUUGGUUUUGGGUUGGUGAAAUUGGAUGUGAAAACAAAGUCAUGCAGUGGCGUGGAAUUCUCAACAUCUGGUUCAUCUAAUACAGACACUGGUAAAGUUACCGGGACCUUGGAGACCAAAUAUAAAUGGUGUGAGUAUGGUCUGACUUUCACAGAAAAGUGGAACACUGAUAAUACUCUGGGAACAGAAAUCGCUAUUGAAGACCAGAUUUGUCAAGGUUUGAAACUGACAUUUGAUACCACCUUUUCACCAAACACGGGAAAGAAAAGUGGUAAAAUCAAGUCUUCUUACAAGAGGGAAUGUAUGAACCUUGGUUGUGAUGUUGACUUUGAUUUUGCUGGACCUGCAAUCCACGGUUCAGCAGUCUUUUGUUAUGAGGGCUGGCUUGCUGGGUACCAGAUGACCUUUGACAGUGCCAAAUCAAAGCUGACAAGAAAUAACUUUGCAGUGGGCUACAGGACUGGGGACUUCCAGCUACACACUAAUGUCAAUGAUGGGACAGAAUUUGGAGGAUCAAUUUAUCAGAAAGUAUGUGAAGAUCUUGACACUUCAGUAAACCUUGCUUGGACAUCAGGAACCAACUGUACUCGCUUUGGCAUUGCAGCUAAAUAUCAGUUGGAUCCCACUGCUUCCAUUUCUGCAAAAGUCAACAAUUCUAGUUUAAUUGGAGUGGGCUACACUCAGACUCUGAGGCCUGGUGUGAAGCUUACACUGUCUGCUCUGGUAGAUGGGAAGAGCAUUAAUGCUGGAGGCCACAAACUUGGGCUUGCCCUGGAGCUGGAGGCUUAAUCCAGCUGAAAGAAACCUCUGGGAAUGGACAUCAGAAGAUUUGGCCUUAAUAUAUUUCCAGUGUGACCAGCAGGCUUCCCCCCCACCCCCACCCAAGAAGGUGAUCAAAACAAA
Molecule: messenger RNA, 1788 nt
Organism: Orcinus orca (killer whale)
Lineage: Eukaryota; Metazoa; Chordata; Mammalia; Artiodactyla; Delphinidae
Gene: VDAC2
Product: voltage dependent anion channel 2
Exons: 12
Coding region: 16-1674 (552 amino acids)
Biological process (GO): monoatomic anion transmembrane transport
Cellular component (GO): mitochondrial outer membrane
Molecular function (GO): protein binding; voltage-gated monoatomic anion channel activity
Source: RefSeq, a predicted model, not a curated record